UCUAACUUGCCUCUCCCACCCGUCUCCUUCCAGCACGAUGGCUUCGGCACUGAGCUAUGUCUGCAAGUUCAAGUCCUUCGUGAUCUUGUUCGUCACCCCACUACUGCUGCUGCCACUCAUCAUUCUGAUGCCCACUAAGUUUGCCAGGUGUGCCUACGUCAUCAUUCUCAUGGCCAUUUACUGGUGCACCGAAGUCAUCCCCCUGGCUGUCACCUCCCUCAUGCCUGCCUUGCUUUUCCCGCUCUUCAAGAUUUUGGACUCCAAGCAGGUGUGUGUCCAGUACAUGAAGGACACGAAUAUGCUGUUCCUGGGUGGCCUCAUCGUGGCCGUGGCCGUGGAGCGCUGGAACCUGCACAAGAGGAUCGCCCUGCGCACGCUCCUCUGGGUGGGGACCAAGCCCGCACAGCUGAUGCUGGGCUUCAUGGGCGCCACGGCCUUCCUGUCCAUGUGGAUCAGCAACACGGCCACCACGGCCAUGAUGGUGCCCAUCGUGGAGGCCGUGCUGCAGCAGAUGGAGGCCACGAGCUCGGCCACCGAGGCUAGCCUGGGGGCCCUGGAGCUGGCGGACAAAGGCAAAACCAGUGAGCUGCCAGGGAGCCGAGUGAUUUUUGAAGGCCCUGCUAUGGGCGAGCAGGAGAACUGUGGCAGGAAGAGCAUAUGCAAGGCCAUGACCCUGUGCGUGUGUUACGCGGCCAGCAUCGGAGGCACUGCCACCCUGACCGGGACAGGACCCAACGUGGUGCUCCUGGGCCAGAUGCACGAACUGUUUCCUGACAGCAAAGACACUGUGAACUUCGCCUCUUGGUUUGGAUUUGCCUUCCCCAACAUGCUGAUAAUGCUGCUGCUCGCCUGGUUGUGGCUCCAGUAUAUGUUUAUGGGAUUCAAUUUUAGAAAGUCCUGGGGCUGCAGGCAGGAGAGGAGCAGCGAGAAGGCUGCCUACAAGGUGCUGCAGGAGGAGUACAGGAAGCUGGGGCCCUUCUCCUUCGCCGAGGUCAACGUGCUGCUCUGCUUCCUCUUGCUGGUCAGCCUGUGGUUCUCCAGGGACCCCGGCUUCAUGCCCGGCUGGGUGUCGCUCGCCUGGGUGGAGGGCGAGACCAAGUAUGCCUCUGACGCCACCGUGGCCAUCUUCGUGGCCAUGCUGCUAUUCAUUGUGCCUUCGCAGAAGCCCAAGUUCAACUUCUGCAGCCAGAGCGAGGAAGAGAGGAAAACUCCCUUUUAUCCCCCUGCGCUGCUGGAUUGGAAGGUCACGCAGGAGAAAGUCCCCUGGGGCAUCGUGCUGCUGCUGGGGGGCGGAUUCGCUCUGGCUAAAGGAUGCGAGGUCUCGGGCUUGUCCAAAUGGAUGGGGCAGCAGAUGGAGCCCUUGCACGUUCUGCCUCCGGCAGCCAUCUCCUUGAUCUUGUCCUUGCUCAUUGCCGUGUUCACUGAGUGCACCAGCAACGUGGCCACCACCACCUUGUUCCUGCCCAUCUUUGCCACCAUGUCACGUUCCAUUGGCCUCAAUCCGCUGUACGUCAUGCUCCCCUGUACCCUGAGUGCGUCCUUUGCCUUCAUGUUGCCUGUGGCCACCCCGCCUAAUGCCAUCGUGUUUGCCUACGGACACCUCAAGGUUUCUGACAUGGUGAAAACGGGACUAAUGAUGAACGUCAUUGGAAUCUUCUGUGUAUUUCUUGCGGUCAACACCUGGGGACGGGUCAUAUUUGACCUGGAUGGUUUCCCUGACUGGGCUAAUGUGACGCAUAUUGAGACUUAG
Molossus molossus (Pallas's mastiff bat) is the source of this 1750-nucleotide messenger RNA. RefSeq names its product solute carrier family 13 member 5 (gene SLC13A5). Gene Ontology annotation, molecular function: succinate transmembrane transporter activity; sodium:dicarboxylate symporter activity; citrate transmembrane transporter activity. Lineage: Eukaryota; Metazoa; Chordata; Mammalia; Chiroptera; Molossidae. Gene Ontology annotation, biological process: monoatomic anion transmembrane transport; citrate transport. The record is from RefSeq and is a predicted model, not a curated record. Bases 38 to 1750 code for a protein of 570 amino acids. The transcript is spliced from 12 exons. Gene Ontology annotation, cellular component: membrane.